Molecule: messenger RNA, 4796 nt
Organism: Pleuronectes platessa (European plaice)
Lineage: Eukaryota; Metazoa; Chordata; Actinopteri; Pleuronectiformes; Pleuronectidae
Gene: adam22
Product: ADAM metallopeptidase domain 22
Exons: 31
Coding region: 363-3212 (949 amino acids)
Biological process (GO): proteolysis
Cellular component (GO): postsynaptic density membrane
Molecular function (GO): metalloendopeptidase activity
Source: RefSeq, a predicted model, not a curated record
CUUUCCUCCAUCCUUCCUCCGCUCAUGUUUAUGCAUUAGGCGUUUCUGCAGAGCGCCGCUGGAUGUUGAUGUGUUGUAAGGAGGUGUUCCCACUCCUCCCCUCCCCUCUCCUCUCCUUUCUCCCUCUCUCCUCCCUGCCUCCUCCGUGCUGCUCAUCCGCGGGGUCUCGGUGCGCCUCAGACGCGUUUGGCGUUCAGACUCCCAAGUAUCCCGAUGGCCCCCCACCAGCAACGGGACCGCGCUGACCGGACCAUCAGCCCCGGCUCCAGACUCUCUUAGCGAAGGCAGGAGCCGCCGCUUCCCCUGGAAUACCGCAUUGUUUUUGUAAUUUCCAACCAGAGAGGGAGAGAGAGAGGAAGGUGAUGAUGCUGAUGAUGAACCCGCGAUGGUGGAUUUCCCUUUUGUGCGUCUGUGGACUGAUGCACGUCAGUCACCAGAGCAGCGCAAAUACCCCAAAUGGAGACGCCUUGUCGGGCUUGAAGGCUCUGCGUGAUACGGGCAGGUUCGUCGGGAAGGAGGACACGGUGCCUCUCCGCCUGCUCUACAGCAGACACAACCACAGCCAGAUCACGCAGGAUGAGCUCAGCACCAGGGUGAAAGCCAGCCCCGGCUCCGCACAGGUGAACCACGUGGCCCAAGCAAGCUUUCAAGUGGAGGCCUUCGGGAGAGAAUUCAUCUUGGAUGUGGAGCUGAAUCAUGAUCUGCUGUCUUCGGGGUACGUGGAGAGGCAUUUGUCAGAAAAAGGGAAGGCUGUCAUCACAAAUGGAGGAGAGCACUGCUACUACCAGGGGAAGGUCAGAGACAGUCCUCACUCCUUUGUGGCUGUUUCUACUUGUCAUGGACUGCAUGGGAUGUUUUUCGAUGGCAAUCACACCUACAUGAUUGAACCUGGAGGAGAGGACAGCAGCAAAGGCGAUGUCCCCAUUCACAUGAUUUAUAAAUCUGCAGGGGAGGACCUCCUCAAUGGUGACCUGCCAGAGCCGCCGUUCCCCAGCCCUCCGUUCCCCGGGUCUAAAGUGGUUCACAGGAGAAAGAAGAGACAGGCUCCACAUGUGUCACACAGCGUUGAGGAUGAGAUCAAAUACAUUGAGUUGAUGGUGAUCAAUGACCAUUUAAUGUACAAGAAGCAUCGGCUUUCCGUUGGGCACACAAAUAACUAUGCUAAGUCAGUGGUCAAUAUGGCUGACAUGAUCUUCAAGGAACAGCUUAAUACUCGGAUUGUGCUGGUUGCCAUGGAAACCUGGUCAGCGGACAACAAGUUCAACAUCGACGACGACCCCAUGGUGACCCUGAGGGAGUUCAUGAAGUACAGGAAGGACUUCAUCAAGGAGAAAUGCGACUCUGUUCACCUCUUCUCAGGGAAUCGCUUUCAUAGCAGCUGGGGUGGAGCUUCCUACAUGGGAGGAGUUUGCUCUCUCACUAAAGGAGGCGGAGUGAAUGAGUACGGGAAAACGGACGAGAUGGCCAUCACCCUCGCUCAGUCGCUUGGACAGAACAUCGGCAUCUUCUCGGACAAGAAGAGGAUCCUCAACGGUGAAUGCAAGUGUGACGAUCGCUGGACAGGCUGCAUCAUGGAUGACGUUGGUUUCUACCUGCCCAAGAGGUUCUCCGACUGCAACGUGGGGGAGUACCACAACUUCCUGAACAGCGGCGGAGGAGCGUGUUUGUUCAACAAACCUCUGAAGCUGUUGGACCCUCCAAUCUGUGGGAACGGCUUUGUGGAGCCAGGAGAGGAGUGUGACUGCGGCAGUCCAGCGGAGUGUGCCAGUGAGGGGGAUACCUGCUGUGAGAAGUGCACUUUGACUCAAGGUUCAAAAUGUGCAAACGGACUCUGCUGCAACAACUGCCAGAUGGAGUUCAUGGGGGUCGUGUGUCGAGAUGGAGUGAAUGACUGUGACAUCCCAGAAAACUGCACAGGAAACUCCAGCCAGUGUCCACAAAAUGUGCACAAGAUGGACGGCUACACGUGUGAAAAGGAUCAGGGUCGCUGCUUCAAUGGAAGGUGCAAAACCAAAGACAGACAGUGCAAGUACAUCUGGGGAGAGAAGGCAAUGGCGGCCGACAAGUUCUGCUACGAGAAGCUCAACAUCGAGGGCACGGAGAAAGGCAACUGUGGGAAAGACAAAGACACGUGGAUCCAGUGCAACAAACAGGAUGUUCACUGUGGCUACCUGCUGUGCGCCAACAUCUCGCCUGCACCGCGACUCGGAGAGCUGCAAGGGGGGAUGACCUCGUUCUCCGUGGCCCAACACAGCGGCUCUCUGGACUGCAGCGGCGCUCACGUGGUGAUUGAUGGAGACACUGACCUGGGAUACGUCGAGGAUGGGACGGCCUGCAGCACAGACAGCAUCUGUUUCAAUCACAAAUGUCUCCCGAUCCAACAGUUCAACUUCAGCACCUGCCCCGGGACGACUGACAAGAGCAUCUGCUCCGGACACGGGGUGUGCAGUAGUGAUCUGAAGUGUGUGUGUUACCUGGGCUGGACAGGAGACGACUGUAACACCACGAAUCCGCUCAGUUAUCUCGUGGUGGGGCCGACCGCCUCAGUUUCAGGUAUCACCAGUACAAACAUCAUCAUCGGGGCCAUCGCCGGCUCCAUCCUCUUCCUCGCGCUCAUAAUGGCUGCUACAGCCUGGUGCUACAAGAGCUACAAGCAGAGACGCUAUGAAGAGUCUGAGGUUCACCGAAGAUUCUGCCGGCAAAUGCCCCCAGGCGACUAUGUAACAAAGCCUGGGGAUGCAGAUUCCUUUUACAGUGACAUGCCUCCGGGUGUCAGCACCAACUCCGGCUGCAGCUCCAAGAAGAGGUCAGCCUGCCUGUCGCACCUGCAGAUUUGCACCCUGUCCUUCACUCCCUCCAUCCAAUCCAUUUCUCAGAACAUCUCACUGUUUGGCUUCAGAUCUAACGGGCUUUCACACUCAUGGAGUGAGAGAAUCCCAGAUGCCAAACACAUUUCCGACAUCUGCGAAAACGGGCGACCGAGGAGCAACUCGUGGCAAGGAAAUCUGAGCGGAAAUCGUAAGAAGCUGAAGGGAAAGAAGUUCCGUGCUCGCUCUAACUCCACAGAGACGUUAUCCCCGGCCAAGUCUCCCACGUCCUCCACAGGAUCCAUUGCAUCCAGCAGGAAGUACCCGUACCCCAUGCCCCCCCUCCCCGAUGACCAGAGGAAAGCCAACAGGCAGAGUGCCAGGCUGUGGGAGACUUCAAUAUAACAGCCGCAUCACCCACUCUGUAAAAGACCUAAAGGAACUACACUUGUCUCUCCUUUUCUAUGAAUGACAAACACAAAAAUGAAACAAAAUUGACUCUCGGCGACUAAAGAGAAUGACAGAGAGAGAGAAUGACAGAGAGAGAGAGAGAGAGAGCCCCCAACUGGAGUGGAAACAGGCAGAGGUGUGUGUGAGACGGUGUGUACAUGCAUCUCCGAGGCCGUCGAGCCAGAUGUUCGGUGGAUCACUACAAGAUGACGUUAGAGUGCCGGUGGGGAAAACCAGCUCCACAUCCACUCCAGACCAGCUGGAGCUGAGACUGAGCUCUUCCAGUCUGCUCAGGCCUCACCAACGGGACUCCAAACCCCCAACCACCACACCCCCCCUCUCCCACAAUCCCUGAAGCCUCGACACAUCCUCUCAUCCCACUCACUUCAACACCCACCGCUCCACGAGUGGUUCCGAGCUCAGCAGGGCCGGGAGCGGGGUCACGGCAUCACACGGCCUCGCUGGACUCGUCGGCUCAUUUUUUGACGCACGUGAAAUCACUGUAGAAACUCCCAACACUGUAUGCAUGAGACAACCCCGAUUAUCAGCAACCUCCUCCGAGCGAGAAGACGAGAAGAAGAGCGAUGUGAGAGGAAAGCAUGCGAGGGGGGGCAGUGAUUUUAUUCCGUCUGUAGGCUUAGAUGCUUUCUCUCCACUAUAGGUAACUCAUAUUGUAUCACCACUUAUAACCCAUAACCCACGACAUGGACCCGACCCUGCUCCUCUUCCUCCCGUCCCUCGGGUUGUUUGUGUAAAUAUGUACAGUGAAAUACAAAGAGUAUGUUUUUUGCUUUUAUUUUGAAAGAGGAAGGUCUCCUCCUCCUGCUGUAUUGUGCUGUAGACAGAAGCGGAUCUCUGGAGAUGGGUGUCGAGACCCCCCCGCACUCGUUCUUCUGUCCGUGUUUUCUUCUUUCCUCCCUCCAGCUUUUUCUUUCUUCUUCUCCUGUGUGACUGUGAUCUCUAUAGCUUUCUCCAUCCACAGCAGAAUGUAAACGUGUUCUUUUGUUUUUUCAAUAUUAGCACUGGUGUCACUCAUCUCUGGGAGAAACACACGGGCGUGAAGAGGAAGUUUAGAUUGUGGCGCAGUGAGAAGUUGAUUUAGCUCAAGUGGAAUAGUUUAAUGUGCCAUUCCUGUGUGAAGGGAGCGGACUGAGAUGUGUUUGGUGUAGUUAUAGAUUUACCACUUUUCACUCAUGUGGCUUUUGGAAAGUUUUUCCCAUUGAUGAUGUUAAGAAGUUGAGAGUUUUCUCCACGUUUGUAUGUUUAAAACCGAGCGUGUGAUGAGAUCUGGAGAAAUCGUGAUUGAGAUGUGCAUUUUGGAUUUAGCUGUUGAUGAUUGAGAUAUUUAGCUUGUAAAUGAUUAACUAUGCUGUACAGUGCUUGCUGUUCGAGCUUGUGAGGACCAACAGCAUGACAGUUCUAUAUGGAAUUAAGUUAUUUCUCUGGUAGGCUGUUUGUAAGAACAUGACGAGAAGGGAGCAUGUCGCCGAAAUGACCCUCACUGCUUCUGCUUCAUGGCAGGAAGUCACGGGGGGGGGG